AAAAAGCUGCAGAGACUCUGGUAUGACGGGAGCGCCUAUUGUCCUCAGCGGGGAACUCAAGUUUUUUUUAAAGAGUGGAGUGUCAUCUUUGUGUUUCUGACAUGCUCUCCAGCCGCUUUGUUGCUCUGUUCAUUUUAUACUUUACAGCUGCCUCUGGGACCACAACAUACGACAGCUACAAUGACUUCGUAGAGCAAGACCACACUCCUCAACUGGACUAUAGCAACCCAAACUGGUGCCAUUCUCCGGUUCUGACCAAUGGAGAGGUGUCCUGCCGCUCCCCUCGAGGCAGGGCCUACACGAGCACGUUGGGCACCCGCUGUGAGAUGAGCUGUGAUCGAGGAUACCGACUGCUGGGGAAGAGCUCGGUUCAGUGCCUCGCCAACCGACGCUGGUCUGGGACUGCUUACUGCCGCAGGAUUCGUUGCCACGUGCUGCCCCUCAUUCCCCAUGGCAGAUACACCUGCACUCACGGCUUCAUGGUGGACUCCAGAUGUGAUUUCACCUGUGACCGCGGCUAUCGCAUCGAGGGGCAACACUCACGUACCUGUCAGCGCCGUGGGUCAUGGAGCGGCGUACAGCCAGAGUGUGAAGAUACUGACCCUCCAAAGAUCAAGUGUCCUUCAUCCAGAAUCAAGUACGCCGAGCCUGGAAAACUCACUGCUACAGUGACCUGGGACCCCCCCACUGCUAAAGAUACGUCUGACAAAACACUUGAUAUAAUAUUAGUAGGCCAGGAGCCGGGCACCGACUUUAAAGAGGGACAAAACAUUAUCCGAUACAAAGUGUACGAUCAAUCCAGGAACAGAGCGGCCUGCAAGUUUAUUGUACGUGUUGAGGUGAGAAGAUGUCCAGAAUUACCUGCACCUAUGCACGGCUAUCUCACCUGCUCCUCUGAUGGAAAUAACUACGGUGCAACCUGUGACUACCACUGUGACGGAGGAUAUGAAAGGAGGGGUGUAUCUAGUCGUGUCUGCCUGUUCAACCGCAGCUGGGGCGGAGACCCUGCUGAGUGUGUUUCAAUGGACAUCAAAUCAGACGUGAAGACGGUCUCCGCUCUCCUGGAUCAGUUCUAUGAAAAGAGGAGGCUGCUGAUCAUGUCUGCGCCCAACAUGACGGACUCCGACUACCAGCUGCAGAACGUCAUGAUACAAAAAGCAGACUGUGGAUUAGACCUGCGACAUGUAACUGUGAUCGAGCUCCUGGGCUCUCCGCCUCGUGAAACAGGCCGCAUUAAAGAAAGCCUGCUCAGCUCUGAAGUCAUCGAGGGUUUGAGACAAGUGUUCAGAAUCUCCAGAUAUUACUUCAGCAUGUUGCUGCUGGACAAGUUGGGCUCAGACCGAGAGCGCUUCAUCGCCCCCAUGUCGUCGGACGAGCUGUUCUCCUACAUCGAUAGCUUCCUGCUGGAUGAAGAGGAGCGAGAACGGCUGGAGCACCACAGGGAAUUCUGUGACUAAUUCAAUAAACCUCUCUGGUUGCCACAGCGAUAAGCUCAUCAGUAUUACUAAACACAAGAUGAGGAAGGACAAACAAGCAGGAAGCAGGUCCAGAGGGACAUUAGGAGGGGAAAGAGGACAAGAAGGCAGUUCCUCGUGUUUAAAUGUGAUCACUAAACAACACUGAAGUGCUAGCACUGUUUUCUCUCUUGAAUAAUCAUCUGAAAGGAACAAAGGCCAGAGAGUGGACGUCACAGCGACAGAUAAUAAGAGACAAGCUUGAGUAAAACACAUUAGUAUGAAAAGACAGUUUGAACCAUUGAUACAUAAAGUUAGGUUGGAUACAUGAUGUGGGUUAGUGUUUAUGUCAGGGCCCUGUUAGUAAAACUGUUAUCUAAAUACCGACACCUCCUACAAAAGACUACUGAGGAACAAUUUCGUAGACAGAUUCUUUUUAAAUCCAGCUGGUAUGGACGAUCAAGCAUGUCUUUGUGUUUAGUAAAUUUUUUAUUGGGUGAACAGAAUAUUCAUGGCAACCUCGAGGUAAAACAUGUCUCUGAUCACACAGUUAAAAGAUAAAAAUCUACAUUUGUAUCUGCAAAAUAGACAAAUUUAACAAUUUCAAAUAAGACUUUUUAUGCAACUAUAUAAAUACAAUUUUUACAUGAUAAUUUUGUUAGAUGCAACACCAGGAAUUUUAUAUAAUGACUUGUUUUACCACUCAUCAGUGUAAUUCUGUACAAUUAUAAAGAAAACAUGUGACACAUUACAA
Messenger RNA from Epinephelus moara (kelp grouper), 2208 nucleotides. It is a transcript of the gene srpx2, whose product is annotated as sushi-repeat containing protein X-linked 2. The record is from RefSeq and is a predicted model, not a curated record. The transcript has 11 exons. NCBI's taxonomy places the organism in Eukaryota, Metazoa, Chordata, Actinopteri, Perciformes, Serranidae. The coding region runs from base 102 to 1457 and encodes 451 amino acids.